AAGGUGGUAGAGGUCGGUAGCACUGCACUCACUCUCUGGCACUCUCGUCCUGGGCCCUGCCUGACUUGUGGUUCUGAAGGGAAAGACUGGACGACCGGACGAGAAAGAGUCAAUGAAAGGCCUGAAAUUCAAGCCAUGCCGCUUUCCAGGAUUCUCCACUGCCCUGGACGUCUUGGACCACCCCCCAGCCCGCCUUCCGUUUGCGCUAGCAGGUUGUUGCAGUGCUCUGCUCCGUUCCCGACCCCUCUGGCCGCCGCCCUCUCCUCGCUCUCUUUCGCUGACUGCCGUCCUGCCUCCUUUCGAGUCCGUUCCAUUUUCUCUCCUUCUCACCACCUUCGGCAGCCCGCCACCCCCCAAAACCCGAUCCAUCGUCAUUUAUCCGCGUCCGUCUGCUGCCCGCCCCCUUUCACCACUCACUUCUGCCCCGACACAGCAGACGCUGCAGACGACAGACGUCUUUUUAUUUGUUCCUUUUUUUUUUUUCCUUUCGGGGGUUUGUUAUCGAGAAGGCGGUUCGCAUUCAAGUUGUCCACCACCAAAUAGACGGAUUCUUCGUCCCCCAUCCCAAUCCACCCAGCUUUCUCUCUUCGCGCGCGACCCUCUGAGCCUCCUUCGAUCCGUUCGCAUACCACUCACUCCUCGCUUGCGCAAAGAAGCAACAGCCGACUGGGGAAGCCUCUCGUAAUCACCACGGCACUCCACCCAAGGAAUCGACCCAAUUUCAGCAACCCAUCUGUGCCCCCCGUAUCCCGGUCGUCCAGUACCUAUACUUGGUCAAUUUCGAAGAAGCUGAAUUGCAGAAAGUGCAAAGCAAUUCAGCCACCAUCGUCGUCGUCGUCGUUGUUCGUCGUUCGCAUCUUCGAAUAGGACCUCCUGUCCGUUUCCCGACUUUGGUCGCUGCAUCCCGGCCAGCAGUCCUUCACUUCCGGCAUCCGCCAACCCCAGCCCCGUCCGUCUCACCGACUAGACCGAGAACGCAAGAGGACCCAGCGUGUUUACCGAAGCCA
Messenger RNA from Neurospora hispaniola, 1007 nucleotides. RefSeq lists its product as uncharacterized. The transcript has a single exon. The record is from RefSeq and is a predicted model, not a curated record. Lineage: Eukaryota; Fungi; Ascomycota; Sordariomycetes; Sordariales; Sordariaceae. Bases 113 to 685 code for a protein of 190 amino acids.